AUCUUUACCCGCCUAUGCGCAUCCCCUGUAUCGGCCAUUUUGAUUGAAUUCGUGAGAUUGUGAUGGAAAUUUCUAUACUUCAGAAUCAGUAUUAUAUGUGAAUUAGCAGUGUAAUAUAGUAGCUUUGAGACAUAAAAAUAACAAAGCUGAAACAUAUUCUUCAAUUUGUGACACUUCAUGUGUAUAAUAUUGUGUUCUAUGAUGACAGUGUGACAGCAAUUGGAGGAGACUCGUGUUUUUUUGUUGUUGUUAUUGUUCUAGCCCUAUCCAAUUGACUGUACAAUAGUGCUUUUGCACACAGAAAAGCCGACUUGGCAGAUUCUGUAACGUUAGUGCUACAAAUACUUAACACCAUUUCUUUCUGAGAAGUGCUUGAUGUGGUGCAAUAUAUAUAUAUAUAACAGCUGAAUGGUGUUAUUUACUUGUUAAAAAGUUUCUUGUAAUUAGAAAUACUGUUAAUUUGUAUUUUUGUAAAGUCUUAAUUUAUAAAGUACAACUUCAUAUUUGAUCUCCGACCAUAUCCCUUGAUAAACAUGGCAAAAGAAGAAGUGAGGCAAAAUGAUGCUUCAAGUGAACAAGGAUGGAAAGCUAAGCUUAAUUUACCACCUCCAGAUCACAGGAUCAGAACUUCUGAUGUUACAAACACUAAAGGCAAUGAGUUUGAAGAUUUUUGCCUAAAACGAGACUUAUUAAUGGGAAUAUUUGAAAAGGGUUGGGAAAAGCCAUCUCCUAUUCAAGAAGCCAGCAUCCCUAUAGCUUUGACUGGGCGUGAUGUUUUAGCCAGGGCUAAAAAUGGAACUGGAAAAACAGGAGCUUAUGCUAUUCCUUGUCUUGAAAAAGUGGAUUGCAGCAGGGAUUUGGUUCAAGCACUUAUCAUAGUACCUACUCGAGAACUUGCCCUGCAGACUAGUCAGAUUUGUAUAGAGCUCAGCAAACAUAUAGGCUGCCGCUGCAUGGUCACAACUGGAGGCACCAACCUCAAGGAUGAUAUUAUGAGACUUACAGAACCCGUUCACGUCAUUAUUGCCACACCUGGUCGUAUUUUGGACUUGAUGAACAAGAAUCUGGUCAAGAUACAGAACUGUGGAACACUCAUUUUGGAUGAGGCAGAUAAAUUACUUUCUCAGGACUUUAAGGGUAUGCUUGACAGCAUCAUUGGCCAUUUACCUAAAGACAGACAGAUCAUGCUAUAUUCUGCUACAUUCCCUCUCACUGUUGAGGCAUUCAUGAGAAAACAUUUAAAAAAUCCUUAUGAAAUUAAUCUAAUGGAGGAACUUACAUUAAAAGGAGUUACCCAGUACUAUGCGUUUGUGCAAGAAAAGCAAAAAGUUCAUUGUCUCAACACCUUGUUCUCUAAGCUUCAAAUAAAUCAGUCAAUCAUAUUCUGCAAUUCUACUCAGCGAGUUGAGUUGUUAGCAAAGAAAAUCACUGAACUUGGCUACUCCUGUUAUUAUAUUCAUGCUAAAAUGAACCAACAGCAUCGUAAUAGGGUUUUCCAUGACUUCCGUAAAGGGCUCUGUAGGAACUUGGUUUGCUCUGAUCUGUUCACAAGAGGUAUUGAUAUUCAGGCCGUGAAUGUUGUCAUCAACUUUGAUUUUCCUAAGCACUCAGAAACCUACCUGCACAGAAUAGGACGAUCUGGAAGAUAUGGACACCUUGGUGUGGCUAUUAAUCUUAUUACUUAUGAUGACAGAUUCGCCUUACACAAGAUAGAACAAGAAUUGGGCACAGAAAUCAAGCCAAUACCUAAAACCAUUGACCCGUCUUUGUAUGUGGCUGAAGCUCAACAGAUGGAUCCAGACACUGAGGAGGAAUAUUACAGACAGCAGCAAAUGCAACAAAACCAGCAGCAACAGCGUGCUAAUAGCAGUCACCAGCAACAAGCAGCACGAGGGCCUCCUACACAUCAGCAGCAAACUGUUGCUUAGAUGUUCAUUAACAAGUAGGACUGAAUCAAGUAUUUAAACAAAUUUAUACAGCAGUGUUCUCUUCCUUUUCAUUUAGGAGAUUUCAACAGUUUUUCAAGGAUGUUUGAAUGUGUUGGGCACCAGUGUUAAAUGUGGAUCUCUCAUGCAUGUGUUUCAGAAUUGUGCUAUUUAUUGGUCCAGUAUUUUUGCAGCUGCACACUAAGGGACAAAAUGACUUUGUGAUUUACAUUUUUAUUAAGAUUCACAACAAAUCUAGUAACUGCUAUCAGAACAUUAACUGGCUUUUACUUUACUAUAUACAUGAGAAAGUUGUGAACAUUUUCACACGCUGGAUCAUUUUCAGCAAUGCCCUGUGCUUCUUUGAAAUCAGUCAUUCUUUUCAAUUGUUUGACUUGUAACUGGCAGAGUAAACAAAAUGGAGACUGGUUAAUCUCUGCAAAUAGUCAUGUGCCUUGAAAGUUAUAAUAUUCUACAGCCGGGAUGUUUAAGCAUGAAUGAUCAAACCUUAAUUUGAAAGCAAAUAUUUGAGUGUGCCAUAAUGACUCCGCUUUUAAUUCUGUAUGGAAUACACAAGACCUCAUGUUUUAACAAUCAGCCUAUAAAAAUCAACUGCUGAAUGGCUGAAGAUUGACGUGUCUAACUUUAGGGUGAUAUACAUGUAUAUCUAUUGGACAUACAAAAGUCAAAGGGAUAUGGAGCAGUUAUAUUCCAGAAAGGCAUUAACAUCAAUGAGGACAGAAUACUUAUUAAACUAACAGAAGCAUAUGCUGCAUUCAUUAUAAACUGGACCUGUAAAUCCUUAAUUGUGCUCUAGACAUUCUGACUCACAAAGGCAGCAUUUGCUUUCAUUUGUUUUCAUUCAUCUGUAAUUAUCAUGGAAAAAUUGACUUUUCAGAAUGGUGAUCUUAAUAUGUGGUUUGCUUGUUCAAUUUUUCUGGUUUAAGUUUGGUACAUAGUAAAAUUUAUUUAUAAGUAAGUGUAAAAAAAAAUUAUACAUUUUUUCCAGUUGUAUUCAUACAAUGAGAAAUCUGCAACAUAAAUAAUUCCUUAGAAUAUCAUUUGAUGAAGGUAUUUAUCAUGAUUGUUUUAAAUAAGGUACAGUUUCAAUGUGGUUUAAUUACAUGCUUUUUUCCUUCACUAAAAUAAAAAGCAUAAAAUAUUUUAUUAUUCCACAUUAAAUGAGUGGUUGAGACUAUACAUUUAUAUAUUCUAUGAAACAAAGGUGUUCAAUGUAUUUUGUGUGUGUAUUUGUAGUAUGAUUGUUUGCAUAAAUCAUAGAUCACUUAAAAUGUCAUGGGAUAUGGAUGGAAUAUGUUUAGGUGUAAAAGAUAAAAUGAACAUGACCUGAUAAACUGUUGAAUUUACCAAAAUGUAAACAUAACACUGCUUAUUGUGUUGUUUUUUUCUUCCCAACCCAUAUGUUAGCCUGUUGAUGUAAAUAAAAAGAAACUGUAUGUAAUGUACUAGUAAAUUUACUGCAUUUGUCUCUUGGAUAGAGAUGGAUGUUUAUACUGGUUUAUUUCAUGUGUAGUUGCAUAUCUAAAAGUGAAGUUAAGUCUCAGGUGCAAUUGUUAUUUUAGCUUACUAAAGUGUUUUUUUUUUGUAGUUAACUGUUGCCGUUGAUUUAACUGCUUGUUGUUUUAGACAUGUUACCAGAAUAUGAACAUACAAGCUUUUUUUUUUUAUUUCGGAAUAAUUUUAACUUAAACAAUAUUUAACUUGACCAUUUGCAGGAAGAAUAUUAUUCCUUUAAAUUUAACAGUUCUCUUGCAGUUAACUACAGGCAAUGUUUUUAGUGUUUGAAAGGCUCUUGCAUAUUCAGUAUGUAAAAAGUUCAAAUGUUAUGCAAAAAUAUGAAAGAUAAAAAGCUCUGUAUGCCUGGUUUUAAGUUAAUGUUAUUGUAGAUUUUAAAGAUUGUUUAUUUAAUUUAUAUAGAAUUAACUUAGUUUCUAGGCUUUUAGUUUGAGGCAUAUUUUUGGGUCAUCAGGGGUAGGGGGUGUGACAAACAAGUUGAUGAAUUUAUAUUUUUCAACUGUAGGCUGUGAAAAUAGCUAAACACUGACAAAUAAGACUACCUAUUCACAAUCUCAUUAAGUUCAUCAAUUAAAAAUGUAUGGUUGCUCACAUAAAAGAUAUUUCAUGUAUGCUUUUAACAAGGCCAAUAUUGUAUUAUAAAUUGUACAAAUUUGCUGAGUGGUCCAGACUGGAUCUAUUCAGAGUAUCAGAACUUCAAAAUAGCUGGACUGUAUUCAGAAUGUAAAUAUCUUUUGUGUCUGAUAAGGAAUUUAACCUGCUGUGAUGCAAUUGUCUUGGGGUGGGUUGGGGAGGUAUGUUUUUCUGUUAAGGGCAUGUUAUAAUCCCUUAGCAGACAUUCUCUGUCCUGCUUACAUUUUCGGACUUUUAUACUAUGUGAGUGUACUACAGUGUGGAGGUGAGCUAUUUUAUGGAAGUCAAAAUAUUCUUUUUCAAAUGUCUUAAUACUAUGUGUCAAAGAAAGACCAUAUUAUUCUAACUCUAAUGGUCACAACAUUCUGCUACUAGACUAAGGAGUCUCUGUUUUUACUUCAUCAAACUUGACAUGUAGCAGUUGUACAUUGCCAAGAAUUCCUAAGGUACAUGACUUUUUUCUUUUCUGAAAUUGUUUGUAGAAAGUUUAGACUUUGUUUCCCUUUGCUAAGUGAAGAGUCCAUCAGUGCCUUGUUACACCCAUUGACAAGAACAUCUGCAUGAUUUGAAACUAAAAUACAUUCAUUACACUUCGCUUGGCAUUGUGUAAAUGGGUUCUAAAGUUGUUUGCGUCAAACAAUUCAGUUUGUAUCUUUUUUUUUUGUCAUUUCAGUUAAGCUUGUUAUUGGAACAUUUGUUUUAGCAACUUUUUUUCUAUUAGGGUAACAAAGAUUUCUGGCAAAUGUAGCUGUCUGAUUUGUCAGAUUUAUCACCAUCAUUAAUGAUCAUUUUUUAAGCUUAAAAAUAGUGUACUUUAGUUGCUCCCAGUACACUUUAUCCUCUUACAUGAUGUCCACAAGCAAUCUUUAUCAUAGAACCAUCUUGAAGAUCUAAAUUUUGUUACCAGUUUUGUAGGAUGGCAAGAUUAUUUGACCUGUGUGAAUCGCAGGUAUCCACUAAAAGCAUUAUUACUGAGACUGAUCUGACUUGCCAGAUUUUAGUUUCAUUCAGGGGAGCAACCGUCUUCAGUAACCAAAACAUUUAAUUUUUAAAAAAAACAAAAAAAAUUAAACACCAUACCAUAUUAAAUUUUAAAAUUUGUUCUAAAAUAUUAGCUUUGAUUUAGUUGUGCCAUAAAUGAAGUGUUGAAAUUUGGCACUUGAAAGUUUUUCCCCCCUCUGUUUAUAACAGCCACCUUGAUUGGCAAUAUUGUCUGCACUCAUUUAAAAUUUUGGCAUCAAACUGGAGUGCGUUAAUAAAUUAUUUCAAAUUUGAAGAUAAGUUCUAUUUUUGGGAACAAUUUACUUUGUGGUGUAUUGUUAAAUACACUACAAGGGAGUGUACUGUUUCAGUGUGUUUGAUAGUGUGGAUGCUAUUUUUUUUGGACAAGUAGGCAGAAAGUUGUUACUGGAUUUAAUUAAGAAAAAUGUUUUUUGACUUAAUGAAUUUGUCUGCAAGAUUGAAUGGUUGUCUUAAGUGGUUGUUUUUCAAUGGCUACAUCAAAUGUGAAAUGGCAGAACUCUUGUAUUAUAGGGUUGGAUUUGAUUCUAAUCAAAUUGUUCAAGUAGCUCUUGCCAGUUUGUUGGCCAUGGUGGUUUUUGUUUGUCUGCUAAUUGUAAAAGACCCCAGAUAUUUUAAUGAACUAAAACCUAGUUCUAUUUCUAUAUAUUACAAUUUUGGAUACCCUAGCUAUCAGCUUAAAAACUAAAAAUACUUGUCAUUUCUAAAUUAUGGGGCAUAAUGAUUUUUUUUUUUUUCUGCUUUCAGUUAAAUUGUAUUUCAGAGACAAGUUGAGUAAUAAAAUCAUUGAAAGCACAAUU
This is a messenger RNA of Physella acuta, 5914 nucleotides long. RefSeq names its product ATP-dependent RNA helicase cgh-1. Gene Ontology annotation, molecular function: nucleic acid binding; ATP binding; RNA helicase activity. The record is from RefSeq and is a predicted model, not a curated record. NCBI's taxonomy places the organism in Eukaryota, Metazoa, Mollusca, Gastropoda, Physidae.